GCUUUUCCUUCCUCAUGUGUGCGAAGCUGCAGGAGAGGAGGCAGCGCAUGCAUCCUGCGAGCUGAAACAGAAGAAACUUUGUGUUAACUUUCGCAGUAUCGCCAGGGAACGCAAUGAAACAAGCAAAUGCGUGUCCUGCGCCAUUACUGGGAGAACCUACGGAUUAUACAGCCUGAAUUUUAAACCCGCUUUCUCAUGCGUAAAAACAUCCGAUUACCGAAGAAGGAGCGAACUCUUCUGACUGCCUAACUUGAAUAUUUGAUGGGAAGUUGGUGUUUUUUGGUUAGAUUUAGAUAGCUGGCAGUUUGGAUGACACUUCCUGAGCGAUUUUUGAGGACUGCAGAUUGCAAAAGGUUUUAAAACGCAUCGGUCAGUCCGCUCGAAGUCGGAGGAUUUUGGAGAGUGGAGACAUGACACUGUUUGUCUUGUGCGCGCUCCUGUUGUUAAAAGUAUCUCUUGGGGAUGCCUGUGCCAGUAACCAGUUCACUGAAUCAGGGCAGUGUUGCAGUCUGUGUCCUGCUGGCUUUGGAGCGGAGGUAUCAUGUGGGAAAGAGGACACCAAGUGCACACCAUGUCCAGAGGGAAAGUUUUCCCCAUCCGAAGGCCUCGGCCCUUGCCUCCCCUGUGCCAGGUGCCCAUCCGGUGUCCCCGUGGUGGCUUCUUGCUCUGCCAAACAUGACACAAAAUGUGAAUGUGACAAAGGCUUCUUCUUUUGGAGCAUCUCUGGCCUGUGUGCACCUUGCUCCAAAUGCAGGCACGGUGAGGGUGUUGUCCGGGAGUGUGGCCCUCAGCAUAACACUGAGUGCCAGACCUGUGGCCCAGGAACAUUUUCUGAGGAGCAUGCUAGUACCAAACCCUGCCAGACCUGCACCCAGUGCGUAGACAGUGAGGUGGAAAUCCGAGCCUGUAUGCCCAACUCUGACACACUCUGCAUGGACAAGAAACUGGACAUUCUCUCUCGUCCCGCUGAGUCUGAUGGGCACCGUGAUACCCCUCGCUUCCCAGUUGUAGAGGAGGAGACAGAGGAAAAGGAGGCCAGCACUGUCCCUGGAACACCCAAGUUUACCCCACAAGAUGAGGGUGGCAAUAACAACAUUCUGGUUUAUGUGUCUGUUCUGGCUGCUGUGGUGCUGGGCCUGCUUUUGUAUGUGGCUUAUAAAUGCUGGAGAUCAUGUAAACAGAAGCAGGCUCUCUCUAAGGCCCGUGCAGCUGAGCUGGGAAUAUCUCCAGAGGGAGAAAAGCUUCAAAGUGACAGUGGCGUUUUUCUGGACUCUCACAGUCUACAGGACAACCAGCCCAGCAAAGGUACCAAGAGGGACAGCAAGCAGGACAAUCGUCUGUACAUCAACCUACCCCCCCACAGACAGGAAGAGGUGGAGCGCCUCCUGCAGGAGGGAGGGGGCCAGGGGUGGAGGCAGCUGGGUGCAGCACUGGGCUAUGAGCCUGAACAGCUGGACCUGUUUGGGCAUGGAGAGGCCCCUGCUCACACACUUCUCUCUAACUGGGCCCAGAAAGAAGGCUCCACUCUGGGACUGCUGUGUUCUGGCUUGGCCCGCAUCGAGAGGCCUGAUGUGGUGACAGUUCUUAACUGUCCCACGCAGGGUGUGUCUGUGGUCUGACAACUUUUCACUCACAUAUAUGACUCUCACAGACUCAAGUGAAGAACUUUAACAAGGGAGGCACUCUGAAAACAAUACCUGUCACAGCUGGAGGCUUAUUGCUUUGAUGGAUACUUAUGAUUCAGUUUUUUUAAACAACAAAAAACAGUUUCAUAACACGUUACCCCAGUUUAUGUCACCAGCUGGUUUUACGUAAAUCUAGCUGCAUGUCCUGCUUAAUGGACACUGCAGAAACCUGGUCAUAUGAUUAGUUUAGACCCACAGUGACAUGCACCUACACUACAAUAAGUACACGUGCAAUGUCAUUUGCAUGCACAAAAAUCCUGGAUACUGUGAGUUAGUGGCAGGACAGUGUGUUUACACAUUUUGCAUGAGUGUAAUUUUUCUAAACCAACUGUUUACUGAUCAGAUUUAUCCUCUGCCCUGUCAAAAAAUAUUCCUUCCAUGUACUAUUGUAAACAAAUACAUAUCGCUUAGAUCAUGUUUCUAGUCUGGUAACCCUUGUUUUAUAAGUUACAACUUCAACAAGCAAUUUAGUAUUGGGAUCCCCCAUUUGGGAUCAUUACCACUUAAAAACAGAAGAAAAUUCAAACCCAUCUAGGGGUUUACACAGCCAAGUGGGCACAUUUCUCCAGUAGAAAUCAAAAGUUGAGUCUUAACCAUCUCUUUGAAGUUUGCAGUUGCUAUUUCCUCUUUUAAAACACUUCAGGAACUACUCACCGGGCUGUUUUUUCUCUGCUGCAGCCACUAAGUACACUGAGGACGUACUAUGCACCAGUGAUAUUUCAAAUCUCAUCAGAAGAUAUGAAAAUGAAACAUUUUGUGGAACAUAAAAACUUCUUUCUUAGCUCUUUAUAAUAAUCGUCUCUGUUUGUAAAUACAUUAAAUAUUGGUUUGUUUUGAUAAAUCUUGGUUUAAAGCAUGAACUAUGAAGACUGAAGGGAUAGAAAUGAAUCAUUUCAUUUUUGUCAACAUGAUUUUUCAUAUUAGACACAUCGAUGCUUGUGUCCAACUUGUCAUCUUGCUUUUAUAUUUAUUUCAUUAUUGUUUCAUGUCUAAAUAAAAUCUAUGAGAACCAUAGACAUCUGCAGUAACUUUGCAUGUGAUGGCCUCAGAUGAUUUGAUUAUUUUUUGACACCAGCCAUGUAUGUAUGUAUGGUUUUGUGUAUAUAUUACCUAAUGAUAUGCCUCAGUGUGUUUUUGUAAGAGCUUUAU
Molecule: messenger RNA, 2834 nt
Organism: Monopterus albus (swamp eel)
Lineage: Eukaryota; Metazoa; Chordata; Actinopteri; Synbranchiformes; Synbranchidae
Gene: nradd
Product: neurotrophin receptor associated death domain
Exons: 6
Coding region: 411-1619 (402 amino acids)
Biological process (GO): Rho protein signal transduction
Cellular component (GO): plasma membrane; cell surface
Molecular function (GO): death receptor activity; nerve growth factor binding; coreceptor activity
Source: RefSeq, a predicted model, not a curated record